Molecule: messenger RNA, 1021 nt
Organism: Thunnus maccoyii (southern bluefin tuna)
Lineage: Eukaryota; Metazoa; Chordata; Actinopteri; Scombriformes; Scombridae
Product: butyrophilin-like protein 1
Exons: 6
Coding region: 131-946 (271 amino acids)
Source: RefSeq, a predicted model, not a curated record
UUGUUGCUGCUGCCGGAAGCUGAGAAACCAAAAGUAUAUUUCGGGUGAGACCGUUAUUCUGUCACGCGCCGUGAAGUCUUCGUUAAGUGGUGUUAAAGUGACUUUUAAUCUUCAGACAUCAUCGAUAACUAUGAAGCUUCUUCUUCUCGUGUUUUUCUCUCUCCUGACUGGGUUUGAAGUAACGUUUGGAGAUGAAAACGAGCCAGAUGUCAUCAGAGUGAUCAUGGAAGGAAAUGACAUCAUUUUACCCUGUUCACUCAGCAGCAAGGAGAACAUUGUGUUUAAAUCGUUUGUCUGGAAGAAAGAUGAUCAGAAGGAGGUGUUCUUCUAUGAUGCAGGACUUCAUACCAAUAAUGACUAUCCAACUCAAGAUGAGCAGUUCAAAGGACGAGUCUCACAUUUUAAAAAUGAACUGAAGUCAGGCGACGCCUCCAUAAUCAUCAGAAAUACGAAGGUGGCUGACAGUGGAGACUACACCUGUGAAUUUCCACAACUUCAGCAAAGACAAAUAUUCUACAUUAAGCUUCAUGUUGUCGGUGGUGUCUUUAAAGACAGAACAGCUGAAAACAUCCCAGGUUUAGCUACAAAGCCAUAUGUCGUGAUAGUUGAUCUAACAAUGGACUGGCCGCUGCUGCAGUGUCAAGUUCGAGGUGUUUUUCCAAAACCUAAGUUACACUGGCAGGACAGUGAUGGAAACAUCCUUAAAGCUGAAGAACCAAAGGAGUCAGAAAGAGGAGGCCACUAUGACAUCAUCCUCGAAACUAUUGUGACCAAGACCGACAACUAUCGCUGUGUUGCUACGCAGAAGGAAAUCAGCCAUCAGAUUUAUUCUGACAUAUACGUGUAUAUCUCUGGUUCCUCCACUGGACGGAUUGUUGGUGCAGUUUUUGGUGUUGUUGUUUUUCUUGGAGUUGCUGGGUGUUGCAUCAAAAGCUGCUGUGAUUAAGAGGAAACCAGUCCACAUAAUCAACAGGAGGUUUUCUAGCUUGGCGUGUGCCUCGAUGUUGGCUGCUGAAGUGUG